This is a messenger RNA of Olea europaea var. sylvestris, 2824 nucleotides long. RefSeq names its product myb-related protein 2-like. The transcript is spliced from 6 exons. Gene Ontology annotation, molecular function: DNA-binding transcription factor activity; DNA binding. The coding region runs from base 1137 to 2378 and encodes 413 amino acids. NCBI's taxonomy places the organism in Eukaryota, Viridiplantae, Streptophyta, Magnoliopsida, Lamiales, Oleaceae. The record is from RefSeq and is a predicted model, not a curated record.
GCAGAAAGAACUGAAGCCACUGUAGGUGUCCUCUUUCCUUGAAUAAAUUCUAACACCACCUAAAAGAAUCUUCACCCUGUAUCAAAAAGGACCCGUCCCACUUUUGUUUGUGUAUAACUAUGAAAAGAUGAAAAAAAUAAAAGAAAAAAGAUAGUAUGGAAAAAUUGGAGGCAAGUCUAUGCACUCCAAAUAGCUGGCAUAUCUUCUUGCUACAAGCCAAACACCAGAUCAAGUGCAAGGACAAUAAAGGCAUUGCACCUUACUUGAUCAUUAGAUUCAUUACACACUGAAACUGUAAAUAAACCAAAUGAAAUUGGAAAAAAGAAAAAGGAAGUGCACAUAUAAACUAAACCUGGCCUUCUAACUCUCCCAAGGAGAAGUGAAUGUUCACCAAUUUCCCACCUUUCUUGCCAUGCAUGCAUGGUGUAUAGAUGCUCCAGUCAACAGGAUCUUCCUCGGGGAAAAAAUAGCUUUCGAGAUUUUAGGACAUUAUAGAUAGUGGAUUCCUCCAAUCCAACUUGGAAUAAAAUUCCACCAUUAACUCAGGGAAUAAGGUUCCUAAACUUUUCCUGAUGAUGGAUAUGAAUGCCAGGAGAAAUAAAGUCUAAAGUGGAUCUAUUCUUAUAUGAAACCUAAGGUGUCAAGUUUUUUCAAGAAGUCAUAGUCCGGAGGAAUUUUAAUGGCUAGUGCUGCUUUCUAAGAAUGGAAAGGGAAGUUGCAUAAGAGGACCCCAUGUACGUGUAAAACUGGAAGGACAAGAUCUCCGUUCAUUUCAAAUGAUAAUUUAAUUGGAUUUGAUGUUCUGAUGGCCCUGUUCAAGAUUCUAUGCUUCCAAUGUACCCCACCUCUCCUUAUUUGCUUAUAAAACAUCCCCAAGCACAGCUUUAGUAAAUAAAGAUUGGCCAAAGAAAACAAGAAGUAGAUAAAAGCAUUAGUAGACAGUUUUCUUUCACCAAGUAUCAGGAAUGCAAGAGUGUGCUACACGGAAUAUAUCAAAAUUGUAUUUCACAUUCAAGGGUGAUUGCAGAUUGGAACAGGCACAUUAGAUCUCUUCAGGAUAGCUCCAUGUCAAUCAUUUCCUUUUACCCAUAACACGAAUCUCACUUAUUUCAAGUCAUCUUAUUGAAGACAAUUACAUGUAUUGUCAUCACCACCAAGGACAGAGCAUGCAUCCUAUAUCAAGAAUGUCCAUUCCUUCUGAUAGGCACUUAUUCCUUCAAGGUGCAAAUGGAACCGGAGAUUCAGGACUUGUACUUUCCACUGAUGCUAAGCCAAGACUAAAAUGGACUCCAGAUCUCCAUAGGCGUUUCAUAGAAGCAGUUAAUCAACUAGGUGGAGCAGACAAAGCUACUCCAAAAUCAGUGCUGAAACUUAUGGCGAUUCAAGGUUUAACCUUGUACCACUUAAAGAGUCACCUUCAGAAGUACAGGCUCAGCAAGAACCUCCAUGGACAAGCUAACAGUGGGAGCAACAAAGCAGCUACAGGAGAAAGAAUAUCGGAGACAAAUGGAACUCACAUGAGUAAUCCAAGCAUGGCACCCCAGACAAAUAAAAAUUUACACUUGAGUGAAGCAAUAGAAAUGCAAAUUGAAGUGCAAAGAAGGCUACAUGAGCAGCUGGAGGUACAGCGCCAUUUACAGCUACGGAUCGAGGCCCAAGGUAAAUAUUUACAAUCGGUACUAGAGAAAGCAGAGGAAACCCUUGCAACACAGAAUUUAGGGACAACUGGUUUGGAGGCAGCCAAGGUUCAGUUAUCUGAUUUGGUGUCUAAAGUAUCCACCCAAUGCCUGAAUUCUGCAUUUUCAGGGAUGAAAGAACUGUCGGAUUUGUGCCUACAGCAAAUAAAAACAACUCAGCCAACGGAUUGUUCAACAGACAGCUGCUUAACCUCCUGUGAAGGCUCUCUCAAGGACCAAGAAUUGUACAAUAACCAAGUCGGAUCGAAAAUUUUGAAUUUUAGAGAAGCUAUAGAACCAAGGAAUCAUGACAAUGGACUCAGGCAGCAGAAGACUGAACUAAGGCUGUGUGAAAACCAGAAAGAGAGCACCAGAUUUCUUUGCGCAACAAAUGACAACGUGGAAAAAGCAUUUGCUCUAGAAGAAAACUCCAGAAAUUUAUCAAUGGCCAUUGGACCUCAGGGAGGACCAUGGAAUGGCAGCAGCAGCUGUUCAGAGGACAGAUUUAAAGAAGCUGAAGCUGAUGCAGAUGCAGAUGCUAAAUAUUUUGACCGAGAUGCUCAUAAAACAGAGAAUCAGAAGACGACGCCAGGGUCUAAACUACCAUACUUUACAACAGAACUGGAUCUAAACAUAGAUGACAAAAAUGAUGCUGCUUCAAGUUGCAAGAAAUUUGAUUUAAAUAGCUUCGGCUGGGGCUGAGAGGAAAAUAUUUUCAGAGAUGUUGGUAUUUUGCAUCAAGGAAGAAAGUUUAAAUUCAAUUUCAGAAACUGAAUUCUCUCAUUUGGUUAGGGAAGAUAAAAUCAUUGAGAUAAUUAAGGGUCUGCCACAUUUAAAUUUAGAGCAUUGUAACAUCAUGAGUUGUUCGUGCUUAAAUUUCGAAUCUAAUAUUAAGUUGAUGGUCGACAGCAAUAUAUGACUUCAAAUAUAUCUCUGCAAUUCUGUGUGUUAAACUCCUACAUAUUUACAUAGUUGGUCUCAAGCCUAGACAUGAGACAAGGGCUGCAACAGGUUGAUAGCAAGUGGUAGUUGACCUUUGUCACGAUAUGACUCCUCACUAACAUUUUGCUGUAUUAGUUGGAUUUUAUUUCUGGUAACCAGACAAUGAAAUUAGAAAUCAAUUAACAUGAUUGGACAAAAUUAGCUCA